AGGAGGCGGAGCCUUCAGAACACCAAGAAACAAGGGCAAGGGGGUGAAGAGGAGGCGGAGCCUUCAGAACACCAAGAAACGAGGGCAAGGGGGUGAAACGAGGAGGCGGAGCCUUCAGAACACCAAGAAACGAGGAGGCGGAGCCUUCAGAACACCAAGAAACAAGAGCAAGGGGGUGAAGAGGAGGCGGAGCCUUCAGAACACCAAGAAACGAGGGCAAGGGGGUGAAACGAGGAGGCGGAGCCUUCAGAACACCAAGAAACGAGAGCAAGGGGGUGAAACGAGGAGGCGGAGCCUUCAGAACACCAAGAAACGAGAGCAAGGGGGUGAAACGAGGAGGCGGAGCCUUCAGAACACCAAGAAACGAGAGCAAGGGGGUGAAACGAGGAGGCGGAGCCUUCAGAACACCAAGAAACGAAAGCAAGGGGGUGAAAAGAAGAGGCGGAGCCUUCAGAACACCAAGAAACGAGGGCAAGGGGGUGAAGAGGAGGCGGAGCCUUCAGAACACCAAGAAACGAGGGCAAGGGGGUGAAACGAGGAGGCGGAGCCUUCAGAACACCAAGAAACGAGGGCAAGGGGGUGAAACGAGGAGGCGGAGCCUUCAGAACACCAAGAAACGAGGGCAAGGGGGUGAAACGAGGAGGCGGAGCCUUCAGAACACCAAGAAACGAGGGCAAGGGGGUGAAACGAGGAGGCGGAGCCUUCAGAACACCAAGAAACGAGAGCAAGGGGGUGAAACGAGGAGGCGGAGCCUUCAGAACACCAAGAAACGAGAGCAAGGGGCCCAGCGUCUUCUUCAGUGCAACAGGAGAAACUACAAGAAACAAAUCUAGAAAACAAACAGUGCUGUAUUCAGCGAGGAGGUGAAACUAUGAGAAACAAAGUCAAGCAGAUGAAUGUUUCAGCGAGUGCAUUCUUCAGGGCAGUAAC
Messenger RNA from Polyodon spathula (Mississippi paddlefish), 930 nucleotides. RefSeq names its product late embryogenesis abundant protein B19.4-like. NCBI's taxonomy places the organism in Eukaryota, Metazoa, Chordata, Actinopteri, Acipenseriformes, Polyodontidae. The transcript has a single exon. The record is from RefSeq and is a predicted model, not a curated record. The annotation marks the transcript as partial.